AUGGCAGACGCCGGCGAUGAAACGAAUCUUGUGUCGGAGCCCCUCGACCUUGUCAGGCUCCUUCUCGAUGAGGUCGUGUUUGUCAAGCUGAGGGGUGAUAGGGAGCUCAAGGGAAAGCUUUAUGGCUACGACAGCCACUGCAACAUUGUCCUUGGCGAUGUUGAGGAGACGAUAUAUGUUGUUGAUGAAGAGGAUGAGGCAGAGACUGAACCCAAGACUGUCAGCCGCAAGGCAGAAAUGCUCUUCGUCAGAGGUGACAGCGUUGUACUUAUCUCACCUCACGUUCCGUCAUAG
This is a messenger RNA of Scedosporium apiospermum, 294 nucleotides long. RefSeq lists its product as uncharacterized. Lineage: Eukaryota; Fungi; Ascomycota; Sordariomycetes; Microascales; Microascaceae. The record is from RefSeq and is a predicted model, not a curated record. Gene Ontology annotation, molecular function: RNA binding. Gene Ontology annotation, biological process: mRNA splicing, via spliceosome; P-body assembly. Gene Ontology annotation, cellular component: Lsm1-7-Pat1 complex; U6 snRNP; catalytic step 2 spliceosome. The transcript is spliced from 4 exons. The coding region runs from base 1 to 294 and encodes 97 amino acids.